CGCCAGCCAAUGGCAUUGUUCUUUCCGCCGCGCCCGCUGCUCUCAUCCGAUGCCCGCGGUUUUAGGGCUUGGCCGGACCCCCCGCUCCCUUGUCCGCCUGCUCUUGGACACUCCCAAUCUCUCGUCUGUCUCCUCUUCUCCCCCAGUUCCUUACACUUCUCAGAAGCAGCUAAUUUGCUCCUCGGAGCUUGCUGUUUAGGGCCGUAAGCUUGUCGCCGGCGGACACCGGAGAGGAGCGUUAAAAGGCGUCCGAUGGCUCUCCACGCCGUUGCUUGCUCUUUUACCGGCCUUGCUUCAAACUCCCGACUCCGUGCCCAGAACUUGUCCGAGAGGGGUGGUUUUAAAAGGGGAUUUGUUAGAGCGGUCUCUGUUCCUCCUCUUUUCUCCUCGCCUCGGCCUCUCUGUAGAAUUUCAGGUUGUGCAGGGGCAUUUGCAGGCAACAAUAGCUCUCUUGAGACAAGUGAUUCUUCACUUGUCGUGUGUUUUGGGGAAAUGCUAAUUGAUUUUGUCCCUACGAUUAGUGGCUUAUCAUUAGCUGAAUCUCCAGCAUUCAAGAAGGCUGCUGGAGGAGCACCUGCUAAUGUUGCUGUAGGCAUAGCUCGUCUUGGUGGUUCAUCAGCCUUUAUUGGGAAGGUUGGUGAAGAUGAGUUUGGGUAUAUGCUAGCUGAUAUUUUAAAAGAAAAUAAUGUGGACAAUCAAGGAUUGCGGUUUGAUCCGGGUGCUCGAACAGCACUGGCUUUUGUUACAUUGAGAAAAGAUGGUGAACGUGAGUUCAUGUUUUAUCGUAAUCCUAGUGCUGAUAUGCUGCUUGAAGAAAAAGAACUAGACCUUGACAUCAUUAGGAAGGCAAAGAUCCUCCACUAUGGAUCUAUAAGUCUCAUCACUGAACCAUGUAAAUCAGCACAUAUUGCAGCAGCUAAGGCCGCUAAGGAUGCUGGAGUGCUUCUUUCUUAUGAUCCAAAUCUGAGGCUUCCACUAUGGCCAUCUGCAGAGAGUGCUAGAGAUGGAAUAUUGAGCAUAUGGAAUACUGCUGAUAUUAUCAAGGUAAGUGAAGAAGAAAUUUCCUUUUUAACUAAAGGAGAAGAUCCAUAUGAUGAUGCAGUUGUACGAAAACUCUUCCACCCGAAUCUGAAGUUGGUUCUUGUCACUGAGGGCCCACAUGGCUGCAGAUAUUAUACGAAGGAAUUCAGUGGAAGGGUAAGUGGACUAAAAGUGAAUGCAGUGGACACUACUGGUGCUGGAGAUGCUUUUGUUGCUGGAAUAUUAUCGCAAUUAGCCACUGAUGUUUCCUUGCUCCAGGAUGAAGGUCGACUAAAAGAAGCCCUUAGGUUUGCAAAUGCAUGUGGAGCACUGACUGUGAUGGAGAGAGGAGCAAUCCCUGCUUUACCAACUCGGCAGGCGGUACUGAAUGCCUUGGUUAAUAUUGUUGCUUAAAGAGAGUUCUUAUCGACUCCAUUCAUCAUCUGUAUCUGACCUUGCAAAAUAUGACUCCAUUAAAAAGCAUCAGAGGGCCAGGUGUUAUGCAUUUGUGUGUGUGCAACUGUUGGUUAAAACAGUUGUAGCUUCUCUUUUUCCUGAAAAGAUUCAGCAUUGUACCAGAAACUUGAGAGCCUAAAUAAAAAAGAAUGUUUACUGAUCUAUA
Messenger RNA from Phoenix dactylifera (date palm), 1642 nucleotides. Its product is annotated as putative fructokinase-6, chloroplastic. NCBI's taxonomy places the organism in Eukaryota, Viridiplantae, Streptophyta, Magnoliopsida, Arecales, Arecaceae. Gene Ontology annotation, molecular function: fructokinase activity. Gene Ontology annotation, cellular component: cytosol. Gene Ontology annotation, biological process: fructose metabolic process. The record is from RefSeq and is a predicted model, not a curated record.